Molecule: messenger RNA, 669 nt
Organism: Epithele typhae
Lineage: Eukaryota; Fungi; Basidiomycota; Agaricomycetes; Polyporales; Epitheliaceae
Exons: 2
Coding region: 1-669 (222 amino acids)
Biological process (GO): tRNA 5'-leader removal
Cellular component (GO): nucleolar ribonuclease P complex; ribonuclease MRP complex
Molecular function (GO): nucleic acid binding
Source: RefSeq, a predicted model, not a curated record
AUGCCGGCGGCGGCCAAGCGGGGCGACGAAGGGUCAUCCAAAUCCAAGAAGCAGAAGCAGAAGGGCGUGCCGUCUAUCCCGCCUUCAGACAAGAAAGACAAGCACAGGGUGCGCAAGCUCGUACCCCCGAGACCAUUCCCCACCGUGCCCGCCUCAGUGUCCGCGACGGGACCGCGCUCGGCGCAUACGGAGGGCAAGAACUAUAUCUGCAUCACGCGUCGGACGGAGCUCGGCGCGUAUCUACGGCGCUGUAAGGAUGUGUUUCUCAAGGAUGGCCACAAGACGCUGCACCUCAGCGCGAUGGGGGCUGCCAUACCGCAUCUCAUGCAGCUGGCGCUCUCGCUCCCCGAGAUACUUCCCUACCCGCGCGACGAGGUCCAUACCGAAGUCCUGACCGGAACCGUCGAACUGCAGGACGAACUCAUUCCAGUGGACGACGACGAAGAUAUGUCUUAUCGCACGCGCAGCAAGUCCACCGUGAGUGUCGUGAUCAAGAUCGGAGAUGGAGUGGACGAGCCUGUCGCAGGUGCCGCUCGUGGAAGUGGCAGGAAGAAGAAUACCGGACGCGGCAAGAGUGCACCCUCCGGAGGCGGAAGGCAGAAGGGCAACAAACAAGCGAUAUCUACGGAGCCCAUCAUUUUCCGUGAGGAUGAGAUGGAUGAAAGCUAG